Molecule: messenger RNA, 1082 nt
Organism: Maylandia zebra (zebra mbuna)
Lineage: Eukaryota; Metazoa; Chordata; Actinopteri; Cichliformes; Cichlidae
Product: reticulon-3-B
Biological process (GO): brain development; endoplasmic reticulum tubular network formation; neuron differentiation
Cellular component (GO): postsynaptic density; endoplasmic reticulum membrane; neuron projection
Source: RefSeq, a predicted model, not a curated record
AUAUGUAACACAAAAGGAUAAUCCAGGAAUCAUCAUCACACCAUAUCACAAUAAAACACAGACAGCAACAUGGGAGAGUGUUCCAGUGUGUACAGCUGAUCUGGGACCGCUGCAAUCUUCGAUCGCACCUCCAGCUGAUCCACUGUCCACAUCGGAUGGGAGCUCCACCCAUGUGGUGAUGUCAUCGCUGGAUGGAGCAGCUGCAGAGCUCUGGAGAGUCAGAGGGAGGGUCAGACCUGCAGACCGAGCAGCUGAAACAUGGCAGACUCUUCAUUGUCCUCCAACAACUCCUCCUCCUCGCUGAGAGACCUCACGCACACAGCAGCCUCACAGCUCGUGCACUGGAGAGAACCGAAGAAAUCUGCAGCGGCGUUCGGCCUCUCACUGCUGGUUCUUCUCUCCUUGGCAACACUGUCAGUCAUCAGCGUGGUGUCCUAUUUGCUCCUGGCAUGCCUCUGUGUCACAAUCACCUUCAGGGUUUAUAAAUCAGUGAUCCAGGCCGUCCAGAAGUCCGAUGAAGGUCAUCCAUUCAGGUCUCUGUUGGAGAGGGACAUUUCCGUGUCCUCAGAGUCAGUUCGGCAGCUCGCUGACCAGUUUCUGAUCCACUUGAACUGGUUCAGUAAUCAAACAAGGAGGCUGUUACUGGUGGAAGACCUGGUCGACUCCCUGAAGCUGGCAGCCGUCACCUGGGUGAUGACGUACGUUGGUGCCGUGUUCAAUGGCGUCACCAUCUUGAUCCUUGCUGACAUCAUUUUCUUCACUACACCGUUGAUCUACCAGAAGAAGAAGGCUCAGAUCGAUCGUCACGUUGAGGCUGUUCGGCUCAAACUGGAGGAAACUCUGCAGAGGUGUCCAUGGUCCACAGGUAACUGCCGUCUGUCUCACCUGUCCACAUGCUGACCUCAGAUCUAAACUCAGUGUCUGUCUUAAUUGAACCAGUCUGCAGGAUAAGUUACCUGGCACUGUGAAGAAGACCAAGGUUGAGUGACACCUGAGAUGUUGAAGCUCUGCCCCCUCCUCUCAUUGGCCUGUUUGUCUGUGACUCACAAGUCUUUGAAUAAAAUCAGACUGACGAGAAACAA